AGGUGUCUUUCCUACGAACAAGAAGUAUCUCCCCCGCAUUCACUGUCGUGCGUUUCGUCUCUUCGACAAAGCAUACCAAUACAAGUGCAGCUUAGACUUGUUUUCGCAUCACAAGAUGGUGUCUGGACCACGACCUGCAGCUCAUUCUGGUACUUCUUCGUCUGUGUCGCAGCUGCAAUUUCGUCCGCCCGGAGCGCCGGCCGUCGUGGUUUUCUCGGGAAGAAGCAAUACCUUGUUUUGUGGGGAUAGCGGCCGUGUGUUUGGAGACGUUGGUCCCAUUUUCCGCGAGCUCGCGCAGCGGGGAAUCAAAAUCGUCAUAGCGCGAGAUGAUCCGGAUGGCGAUGACGAAAAGAAGGCAGCGAACCCGCCGCAGUUGCAGGUUGUCAGCGGUAGCGGACGUCUGAAAGCGAUGUUCACUUCUACAGGUCGCGGUUUAAUGUCCUCUGCAUUGCCUCUCAACAAGGCUUCAUCAUCUUCACAAGAAGAAGCAAACAGCGCCGCUGCAGCUGCACUUCCGAGAACUCCUUACAAUGUGCUACAACUUUUGGAAGACGAGGGCCUGCUGCAGUACGUUUCCGCGUUUGUACUUCUUAAAGAAACGGCUUCAUCAACAUCCACCGACAGCUCUGUUCUCGUUCCACAAGAAGUAGUUAAAGCCACUCUGGCCGACAUUGCACGCUACCUGGUUCACCAAGAACAAACCGUCGAGUUUGAAAUCGUCGCCGCAGACCUGCUGGCCUUGAAACGGGUCAAAGACGAAGUUUCCUCGCGCAUUCUCUGCGUCCAGGCGAAGCAGGCCAUGGGCGUGCCAGGUCUCACCCCAGCAGCGGUUCUAGCCCCAGUGCGGUACGGCUCGCCUGUGCUAUCCAAGAAAUUCUUGCCCCAAGCAGUCGAUGAGGGCCGAAUAAGGGGGUAUGAAGGUUCUGUCAUCGAAAAAGUCUACGAAGCACGCGUCAAGGCCCUGAUGGAGAAAAAGGAAAUCCUUACGACGGACCUCCGCGAGACACUGCGCUGCAAUCCGCUAUUGCUGGCGCACAAGAUCACGAAAACAGCGUCUGCCUUGUCGAAAUUCUACUACCGGCGCUCGGUACCGGUCUUCGCUCCCGUUCUGCGAGAUGACCGGUUUGCCUUCGCUUUCGCCGCCGAUCUUGUAUGCAGUAAUAAAACCCACACUUGCAACUCACACCAGCAGCGCAGACUGGGAACAGAAAUUUGUCGGCUUUUCUCGACACGAUGUUUUUCAUCUCGAAGCUACCUUACGAACAUGCCAAUCUCUAUCUUUGUGUUUAUAUUUUAUAACGAGGUUGUAGUUGUAGAAAUGCAGAUGAUCAUCAUAAUAUCCCGGGCGAUGCACAAGCACAAGCUGUGCUGUCGCACGUUGUUGGCUUGGUGGUGCAAGUGUAUACAAGUCGAACAUGGAUGCGCGAAGUCGGGAGGAUCGGGGUCCAGUCCGACAUCUCUUUCCUGGAAAGCCUUCAAGACGUCAUGCCGCAAGUCAGAAACGCGGAGCAAGAAAAGGCAAGCAUUGAUCUACGAGAGCAUCCCGCGAAAUGGCGACACCGCGACGUGGUGGUAA
Messenger RNA from Amoebophrya sp. A120, 1576 nucleotides. NCBI's taxonomy places the organism in Eukaryota, Dinophyceae, Syndiniales, Amoebophryaceae. The record is from the annotation of a GenBank genome assembly.